Molecule: messenger RNA, 3447 nt
Organism: Penicilliopsis zonata CBS 506.65
Lineage: Eukaryota; Fungi; Ascomycota; Eurotiomycetes; Eurotiales; Aspergillaceae
Exons: 3
Coding region: 1-3447 (1148 amino acids)
Biological process (GO): positive regulation of DNA-templated transcription; protein import into nucleus; mRNA export from nucleus
Cellular component (GO): nuclear pore outer ring
Molecular function (GO): structural constituent of nuclear pore
Source: RefSeq, a predicted model, not a curated record
AUGACGUUCAAAUUUCCUCUAGACUCGGGCCCCGCGACCCCGAAUAAAUCGCGCGGGCUUUUCGGCGACAGGUCGACGACUCCCUCUGGAAUUCCGCCGUCCUCUGCUCACUCCUUCACUCCUCAAGGCCCUCCGCCGUCUACCAUCUACGGGAGCUCCAAGGCAGGAUCUCGGACCAAGCUCGAUUUUGGCGACUCGCUCUUCACAAAGUCCGGAAAUUUUGGAAAUGAUAGCAUCUUUGGGUCGUCGGUCGCCUCCUCCGACUAUCGUCCUCAGCCACGCAAAAAGAACGCUACAUUUGCUCCAGCCGAUUCUUAUUUCAACCCAGCAAACAGUUUUGGCGGGCAGAGCUUUGGAGGCAACAGCGAAUUUAACCAGUCACAAAUGAGUGAGGAUAUCGAGGAGGAAACGGAAGAGGAGGAGAUGGAGGAAGAGGAGGAUCUGGAGCCGGAAGAUGGCGUGGGGGACGAUACGAUGGACUUGGGAAAGGAUGGCAGCUCUUCAAGAGGCCACCCGGGCUUUUUGGACUCUUACAUUGGCAACACACCAGCUCCAUCGACCAAUCUGGCGGGCUCAAGGAAGUCGAUCUACACCAACCCGGAUAAUGCCAAACGACCGAAACUGCAUGAGCCGUGGGCGAACAGGUCGCCGCUCGCCAAGUCUAAACUCACACCUAAAGCAAGCUCUGCAGUACCUUCGAUCGCUCGAGACAUGGCUGCUAGAUCGCGCCUUGCGCACGUCAACGAACCCAGCAAUCUCAUUCUUGACACGGAGGACGAAAUCUGCCGCAUGUGGGAUACAGCAAGGCUGUCGGAAUACGAAGACUCCGAUUUUGAUGCCAUCCUGUCCGAAGUUGCUGGUAAGCUUGCCGCCAUCUGGCAGCUCUCGGCAGACCAAAGCGGAGUCUCGCGACCGUACGUUGGGGCAGAUAUCGGCCCUGGAGACAAGACCCCCAAUCUUGUCAAGGCAAGUUUCCUCGGCUCGUUCAUGCUUCAGAUCCACCAUCCACCUCUUGUGACCCCCCAACCAGGGAGCAACGCCUUGAUUCGUGCGCCAUCCCAGAACCCCAUGCUAGCCCGCCAGCCACAGCAAAUCUUUACACCGAUGCCGAAGAUGCUACUGGACUGGCUGAAUACCAAUCACGUCACUGGAGCCGCUGAUAUAGAGAGCCUGCGGAGCGUUGAGCCCAAUCCGACCGCAUCUCCCAACUUUUGGGAGAUCAUCAAUGCUGCUGUUCUGCGAGGUCACUUAUCCGAGGUAGCCGAAGUUUUACGGUCCGCAGAUUUCAACUACGCAAGGUCUGCACUGGAGGAUGGACUGCCGCAGCCUGGUUACCGGGGUGUCCAGCUGCAGAACAUUCAGAGAUGCAUCAACAAGGCACGUCAAUUGCUGGACUCCUGUCCAAGCGUCCAGGGUGGCAACUGGGAUGUCAAGAGCGCGGAGUGGGAAUCGUACAGAAAACGAAUCAUCGCUGCACUGACUGAUCUCGAGGAGUUUGCCGAAGGCGAAGAACCACAAGUCCCAGAACCGGCCAGCACAGAGAAUCGAUUCCAAGCGGUCAACUUCGGUCUGACUUCAAGUACCGGCUCCAACAAUUUCUUUACUCAAUCCGCGCGCAUGGCUGGCAGCCGUGUGCCGUGGGCCAUCUACCAGAGCCUCAAGGCGUUGUACCAAAUCUUGCUCGGCGAUGCGGAUGCGAUUGCAUCUUAUGCGCAAGACUGGGUCGAGGCCUCCAUCGCCCUUACUGCGUGGUGGGAUGGGGAGGAUGAUGACGAGAUUCUCGGACAGGGCGCCAGGGACUUAAAAGCUAGCACUGCGAGCAACAACCUGGCGCGCUCCCGCGGCGCGAGAACUCAGGCUCCUCGACCUGUUGACGUGAACCCAGCAGAGGCCUAUCUCAACCGUCUAUCCCUCGCCUUCAGCAGCAUGACUGAUGAGACUGUGGAAGGUAGCUUCCGUCUCAACUCGCUCAGCAACCUUGAAGUGGGCUUGGCAUCUAUUUUUGAAGGGAAUACCGAGAGUGCCCUGGCACUCCUCCAGGGCCUGUCGCUUACCAUCGCCUCGGCGGUGGCCGAGGUGGCAUCAGCCGGUAGCUGGUUUGAAGGAGCUGCGGGCGCGAAGCCAUUGUCCAAGCUUCUCAACGAGAACGACUUGAUGGUUCUUUCAUACGGGCAAGACACGCCGUCAUCGGCAAAGGGGCUUCGCAAGGACGACGUGUUGAGUGCCUACGCAACCGGUCUCUUUGAGCGGUCAUCCAUCAACAGUGGUGUGAGUGCUAGGACCGGGUGGGAAAUUGCUCUCGAGGUGCUGAGCCGCCUUGACGACGCAGAGAGAAUGCAGAAGAGUGUCUCGGAGCUGCUCGAUAAACUGCCUCUUGAUUCAGCCGAUCAGAUGGAUAAAGUCGUGUUGCUGUGCACAGAGUUAGGCCUGGACAAGGAGGGCCGAAGAGUGUCAGAGCGAUAUGGCGACCUGACUGUCUCCAACUCGGAAGACUAUGGUCUGGCGCUCGUCUGCUACGCUCGUGCGCAUAGUCGGCGGAAGGUAAAGUCGGUGGUGGAUCUGCUCAUCUCAUACAGCCUGGUCCAGUCGCGUGCGUAUCCGGUCACUGGGGAUCUUGACGAGCAGCUCCGGUCCCUCAUCGCGGAACCAAAGACAUGUCUGUCUGCCAUUGCGUCUGUGGAUGACGAGGCGGCGCAGAUUCUCCAGUUUUAUUUCAGUGGAUAUGCCACCCUCCGUCGUUUCUAUGAUAUCCGGGACGAAGCCGUGGGGGCCAAGGAGGGACAACUCCCUCGCUUGAAGCCUUUGGCUCGGCGGCGGGCAGCGGCACAAGCCCUGGUCGCAGUGAUCAGCAGUGCCGCCGAUAGCAUCUACGGUGGUCUCUACGAUCCGGACCGUGACUCUGCUGUCCAAGUAGACGGACUCUUGUCACUCUUGGGCGAAGCGUUGGUGUUGAUCAAUCAGCCAACCCCGGUAUUGUCCAUGUCACAACAAUUCACCAUCCUCUCAGCCAUCGAGGACCUUGAAACGGUCACGCCGCGCGUGUACGCCCAAUGCGAGGAGUGCUUCCGCUCCACGCUGAUCGAGUACCAUCACUCAUCGUCGGCCGCCAAUGGCUCGACCGGAACGUCGCCUUCGCUCGUUCUUCCGCCGUCUCCGCGCGCUCUGCUGAAGAAAUCCGUCACCUCCCUUACCGCCUCGAGCACGUUUUCCUUCAUCGGCAGCGACAUGGUGGGCUCCGCGCGCACUCGAUCCGGGUCUGGGUCUGGGUCCACCAGCAGCUCCGCCGUGCUGGUCCCUCACCCGCGCGAAAGGAAAAGCCCUUCGUCCGACCGGGGUUGGGACUGGCGGGCCGGGCUGUCUGAAGAAGCCAGGGGGGAAGAUGUGCUGCGCAUUCUGCGACUGGGGUUGGCACGCGGGUUGAGCUUUGGGGCGCUUGGCUCGGUUUGA